UCUUUGCAACAUUUCUGUUUCGGUUGUUUUUCUUUUUUAUAGCAGUCGGGAAAAUCGGGAAGCUUUCGGUGAUCGCAUUCCUAAGUUCGGUUUCGAAGGGAACGAAGCUUGUGACAAUGUUUGUGAAGGUGUGCGUGACGGUCAUGGUAUUGGUGCAGCUGACGGAAAUGGGACCGCUCGGAGUAACCGCGCAGUUUACAGGUCCAACACUUGCCUGUGGCGGCACAUCGUUGCUGAAGUCGACCACGUUGAUAUCGCCGGCCCAGAUUGGAACGAACGGUGCCAACAGCUGUGCCUACACCAUCCGAGCCAUUAAUUUACGCAUCUGUCAGCUCCGUCUGGAUUUCAACUCGUUCAACCUGGCCCCGCCGACGAUUGACCCUUAUCCGGUGUGCUCCACCGACACACUUUCGAUCCAGAAUUUAGAUUUCAAUUUGUGUGGCGAAAACAGCGGACAGCAUGUUUACGUUCCGUUCAGUCCGACCCUUGCGGAAAUGACAUUGGCCAUUAACUUUAAUCUGGGAACACGGCUGCCGGGACAGACUGCACCUUACUGGAACAUUCGGGUGCAGCAGUUGGAGUGUCCGAUCGGAGUCUCCUACGCCAAGUUUGCCAUCCGGACGGAAUCGGCUAUCCUGGCUAAGACCUUUCACCACGAUUUGGCAUCCUUGGCCCCGACGGGUUGUUUGCAGUUCCACACCGCCCUCACCGGAGUCAUAAAAUCGUUCAAUUUCAACAUGGGAGGUCCGUACAUCGGUGACAUGCAUUAUGCCAUCUGUUUUCGACGGCUUCGAACCAAUACGGCUCUGAAACUGUACGCCGACGUGUUUGAUCUAGCCUCCAAUGAUGAUGUCGGAUACGAUGACUCGUGCUUUUCCCGAAUCGAAACAGUCGGCCGAUCCGAGGACUACCUGUUAAUUCCGAACGGGGAAACUGUGGUAGAUGGAAACACCAUAAGAGCGACUCGAUUCUGCGGCCAGAGUAUUCACCAAAAAUCCAUCGAAUCUUCCGCACCAGGACCGUUCGUUCUACAGUUCAAUAGUGAUACCAUAUAUGGAACUAAUGGUGCUCGCGAAACUGGUUUCCACAUCACCUACGAAAUUGUUUAGUUUUCAGCAUGGAAGAUGAUCAAAACCGGCAGUAAAUUUACUUUCAAAUGUUUGGUCCGCAACAAGUUUUAUCGCUUUCACAUUUUAACAACUGUUACUUUUUUUUCCAAAUUAUAUUACACCUGAGUAGUGUUACCGCAAAAAAACAAAUGAAAACACUGUACGAAAUUCUUCCGUGGACAACCCCUACAAGAUGAUGUUCGUUUUUCGUUUUGUGUUCAUCCUGUACCUGUACUAGAAGAGAACUAGGCGAAAUAGAUAGCUGAGCAUUCGAA
Molecule: messenger RNA, 1384 nt
Organism: Malaya genurostris
Lineage: Eukaryota; Metazoa; Arthropoda; Insecta; Diptera; Culicidae
Exons: 5
Coding region: 117-1109 (330 amino acids)
Source: RefSeq, a predicted model, not a curated record